Messenger RNA from Solea solea (common sole), 6700 nucleotides. RefSeq names its product capping protein regulator and myosin 1 linker 2 (gene carmil2). The transcript has 41 exons. Gene Ontology annotation, biological process: cell migration; regulation of Arp2/3 complex-mediated actin nucleation. The coding region runs from base 90 to 5204 and encodes 1704 amino acids. Gene Ontology annotation, cellular component: lamellipodium; plasma membrane. The record is from RefSeq and is a predicted model, not a curated record. Lineage: Eukaryota; Metazoa; Chordata; Actinopteri; Pleuronectiformes; Soleidae. Gene Ontology annotation, molecular function: protein binding.
GAGCUUGAGGAGCAGCAGCAGAUGAUCACAGCUGGACAUCUCGAGCAUCUCACCUUCACUGCCGGCGUUUGACUGACGACCAGAGAAGAAUGGACUCUGCCUCUCAGAACCUGCGGGAUCAGAUCUCAGAGCUGCUGAAGCCUCACAGGGUUUGUCUGGUGACGCCCGUCGUCCUGAACCACAGUCAGCCAUGUGUGAGGUCGACCAGCACGUUUGUGGUGCUGAGUCUGUGGAGAGGUUACCUGGUUGUGAACAAGGAACCUGUCAGGGUGGAGAGCACGUUCAGCUACCUGGAGAUCUGCUCCAUCGAAAUCCACAGCCUAACACAGAUUGUGUUGAAGACAGACCGGCAGACUUUGUCUUUCAGCGUGUUGCACGUCAAGGAUCUUGAGGCCAUGGUCAGUCACAUGACUGCUUCACUGAAGUGGAUCUUCCCUGAUUCAUCUCCGGGAAAGCUGUUAAAGACGAUUCCUGCAGAUUUGCAGCAAAGACUCAACACGCUGGCUGCUGUGAUAGAGGAGCAGCUGAACAGUCGGCCUGGACCCUGUGGAGGAUUCUCUGACACCUACGCUGCUCUGUGUGAUUUCAAUGAGAUGUCAUUUCGAGAGGAGAUCCAGUGGGAUGUUGACAACAUCUACUACAUCCACAAUUGUAGACACUUCAACCUCUGUGACUUCAGCCACUUAGACAACAGCGACUUGGCCUUAACAGUAGCAGCUCUGUCCUUCAACCAGUGGUUUACCAUGAUCUACAGCAAAGAAAUCAAACUGUCGGCAGAUGUCCAGGAACAGUUGACCUUCCUGCUGUCCAAGUCUCCUAGUCUGGAGGAGCUCUCGCUGGAGGCCAGUGGACUCAAAGUGGAUUUUGCCGUGAAAAUGGCAGCUGCCUUGCGAGAGCACGCCUCCUCUACCCUGCGUUGCAUCAACCUCUCGGGCAAUCCGAUCGAAGACAAAGGAGUGAUGGCCCUCAGUCACGAGUUGGGGAAUCUCUGUGAAGGACUCAAACACCUUUCGCUGUCCCGCGUGUCAAUGACUUCAAGAGGUCUGGGCUGUCUGAGUCAGAUGUUGUCCUCCACUCAACCCUUCUCAGCUUCUCUGACCCACCUCGAUCUGUCCGGUAACUCCAGCUGCCUGGUCAGUGAGGAGGCCACGUUUCUCUUCAGGUUCUUGUCCAGAUCUAACUCUCUGUCUCACCUGGACCUCAGUGACACCAACUGCCCACUGGACACGUUAUUUGUGUCCCUUUCGUCUGGCUGUUGUGACAAACUGCAUCAUCUGAACCUGGCGAGGAAUCCUUUCAGCCACAGAAAGAUGCGACGCGUGACCAGAAGUAUUGGAGAGUUCUUCAGACAGAGCUGUGAGCUGAAAUAUGUGGGCCUUUCUGAAACCAAACUGCCUCCACAAGCUCUCAGGUUAUUACUGCAGGGCCUGGCAACCAACACUCGUCUGUUAGAGCUGGAGCUGGACCUCAGCAGUUGUGCGUUACGUUCAGUCGGAGCCCAGGUGAUACAGGAGCACAUCUCUGAAGCUACAGCGAUCGGAAGUCUGGAUAUCUCUGACAAUGGUUUUGAGAAUGACAUGGUGACUCUGGUCCUAUCGCUCGGUCAGUGUCAUUCUCUCAAACGUCUCGCGCUGGGGAGGAACUUUGCCAUGAAGUCCAGAGCUCUCACUGAUGUUCUUCACCGCAUUGCUCAGCUCAUUCAGGACGAAGAGUGUCCCUUGCAGUAUCUGUCAGUGUGCGACUCCAAGCUGAAGACGGGGAUUCACAUUCUGCUGAGUGCUUUGGGAGGCCAAGCGGCUUUGGCAGAACUCGAUAUCAGUGGGAACCACAUUGGAGACACUGGAGCCAAAAUGGUGGCUAAAGCCCUGAUAAAUAACACCCGACUGAGGACUCUAACAUGGGACAGAAACAAUAUCACCGCCAAGGGAUACCAGGAUGUGGCUGAAGCUUUGGAAAGGAACUUCACUCUGCAGCAGGUGUCUCUCCCUCUGGCUGACAUCACACAGAGUUACCGCGGCAACCCUGACAGAACAAAAGAGGCCCUGCACAAGAUUCAACAGUGUUUGGACAGAAACAACCAGAGACAGUUUGACAGAGUGGAACUGCAGCGAGUGUUCAGAUCUCAACAAUCUGAAAAGCUGGUCCACGGUAUGUGUCAACAGCUGGAGGACAGUCUUCAGCAUGUAAACCAGUGCAGCAUUCAGGAAGUCCAGGCCGAUAUCCUGACAGCGCAGGAGGUGCUGCACAACGCCAGGGAGUCUUUCAAGCUGCUUCCCUCCCUUUAUGAGGCGGGCAGGACUUGUGCCUCUGACAGAGACUUGGUGAACUCCGUCCUCACAGACACAGCUGCUGCUCUCACUAAUGAGUUCUCUCAAAGCUUACAGGAAAUGGCUCAAGGCCUGAUGAGGUGCGCCGAGUCGGUCUGUCCACGUGUGGUCCAGCGGUCCAGCGUGUGUGAGUGUUUAUCAGAGGGUGUGUCCAAGAGAAGCAGACAGACAAACACAUUCCUGAGGAGCACUCUGGUGGAGAACACAGGGAAGCUCAUCAUCGACAGACUCACUGAACUAAGAGAAACACUGAGCAUGUCUUUCGCCGAAAGCCUCAUCGAACAAGCUCUACAGGAUCUGACAACGACACAGAACAAAAUGGAUUGUCUUAUCAAAGACAGCAAUCAGAGACCCAGAGUCCCAGAGCUUCGUCUGGAGGACACUGACUUCCCUACUGACGACUACAGCCCAGCCUUUUGGAGAAACAGUUUCCAUGCAAAGAGCCUGAGGCCGGCCUCUUCGAUUAAGACCAUCAUCAUCAUAGUCGCCUCCAGCCAAAACAAGCUAGAGUUGCUAAAAGAGCCAGUCUCAAAAGUAGAGAAUGAGGCCACUGAGGGGAUGGGCAGAGUGGAUGAAGGAGUAGAGGAGUUCUUUACCAAGAAAAUCCUCCCAGACUAUGCACUAAAAGGCCGGUGGGAGGAGUCAAACCCUGCCCAAGCCACCCCCCCAGAGUCAAGCUCCACACCCUCUGCCUCAACCCCCUUUUCCUCCUCAGCUGAGAAUAUCACCUCCUCUCUCAUCACCACUCUUACCUCCCCCUCUGUCCCACAUACUGACACACCCUUUACAUCCACUGAUGUUCCACCCCUCUCUACAUCCUCCACUCCCCCCGCCCCUCCAUCCUCCGCCACCCCCAUCACCACCACAAUUCCCACCAAAAACAUCAAGAAAAAGUUUGGCGACUUCUUUGCCUUCAAGAGGGCCCGAGCUGGCCGAGCCACCAAGGCAGGAGGGGGAGAGGGAGGAGGAGGAGAGGGGGUGAAGGUCAAAAGGACCUCCAUUGCAGACCUUAUUCGACCCCUCCGUGAGGCCAAAGAAAGGGAGAGAGAGAGGGAGAGGGACAAGGAGAAAGAGAAGGAGAGAGGGGCAAGGUCAGUGGAGGAUGCUAACCUUUCUAAUGAUGCCGCUACCACAGAAGGAACCAUUGCCGCCAACCACCGUCUUGCAGGCGAUGCUAGGGAAGUGAUGGCUCCCGCCAAUACAUUAACCACGACAACACCUCCCAGUGAGAUCGCCCCUUCAUACCCCGCCACGGCCUCAAACCCUGACAGCGUCACCGCCGCGCUCCCCCACCCGGACGAUGAGGUGGUUCCAGUGUUGCCAGGUCGCACCCCAAGUCCAGUGGUCACUUCCCCUCAGGCUGAGAUGAAGCUAGGAGGGACUCCGUACGGAGAGAGGAGACUGAAGGCGACCAAGAGGUCACUGAGAGAAGGCAAGAGCCAGAGUCUCAUUCUGCUGACCGGACUGGAGCCUGAGGACAAGGAUAGCACUCACAGUAAGAAACAUGCGUCUGAGAGCACGUCGAGCUUUGAACAGAGGCUCCAGGUGAUGCUGCACAGAAUGGGCGUGGCCAAGACUCCUCCUACUGACACUAAGACGAGUAGUAAAGAUGAAGAGCUGAGAAAAGCCAACUCUGAAGGUGCUAUCCUGGACAAACCUGUACCUCCGCCCACAUUUAUGAAGCCCAGGACCAUGUCCACAUCAUCAGCAGACCCUCGGCAUCCUAUCAGAGUGCUGGAAUACAUCCGACCGGACCCUCCUCUUCACCCGAAGCCCGCCGUUCCCGAUCGCCCCGUUGGCCCCCUGCCGCCUAAACCUGCCAUCGCUGCCAAACCUCCCCUCCCUACCCCGGCUGCUCCUGCGGGGGGAGGAGCUUGUCCGCCUUUUGCACAUCCUCCCAGCAGCUCAGCAGAAAGAGUGCAGCUCAGAGCGCACACACAUGACGGCAGACCGGGGGAGAGUACAACACAGAAUGGCAGCCAGGAGGGUCCUCAGGGUGCAGCCGCAGCUCCGUCCCCCAGGAAAGAGCUGCUUCCUCCGUUCUCAUCUCCAUGGAGGGGUCCCAGUGCACAGGAUCGCUCUGAGAAAGCACAGUCAGUGACAGACGAGAGUCUUCCCAAACCGAGGCAGCACCUGAAACCCCUCCCACAACGCAGAGCAGUGUCCGUCCAUGAGGACACUCUGGCCAUAACACAAGAGCUGAAGGCAGUUUUACAGAGGUCGCCCAUCCGUUUCCGGGGCAACAGAGGGGACCUGCCUACCUGCACUGAAGAUUCAUCUAGUGUGGAGGAAGUGCAACAAGCUCUGAAGGCCAGUGACAAAAGGACAGCUGAAGAAAAGAAGGGCACUGUCCAGAAGGGAGAGAUGAAGACAAAGAAAGGUGGAGGGAUGCUAGCUGAAACCAAGCACCUGCCUCCGGGAGAUGAAGACGCCCCGGGCUCAGGGUGUCCCUCCUCUACAGCUCACGCUGAACAAAGAGCAUCAGCGCCCCGACUCUUCAGUCCGACAGCAGCCGCUGACAGAGCUCUGUCCACUCUGGAGAGUCCUCCGGCACAAGCCCAAACCCUGGAAAAGCCUCUCGUGACAUCCCGGACGAAGAGCCCCAGCACCACCCCAGGAUCGGCUCGAACUCUUGAAAAAAAAUCGCCGGUGUCCCCGCCGCUGCCGGACAAGAGCACAAUCCCAGCUGGAUCUGAAUUCCUGGAAAGCCCACAGGAGAGUUCUGUGUCCCACAAGAAGAAGAGCCCCGGCACAGCGAUGGCGACAAUGGCCUUCGGAAACAGCACACAGGAAAGAGGAGAGGCGGUUUCUAAACAGCACACGGCGAGGAAGGCAGAGCCAGCAGACCAAAGAACUGAGCCCGCUCUGUCUGAAUAACACACACACACUGACUUACACACCUGGGAGAGAGGGAGAGGGAGGAGGAUGUGGUCCAUGACAUCACUGAGAUCAGAAACUGGGAGGCUUCACAUGGUUUGAGAGUGGAAAACAGCAGCUGUGGUGAUCUCUGAACAGGUCUGACACAGAUAUGAUUUAGUGUGGGUGCUGUUUGUUUUACUGCAGGCCACCAGCCAUAGACGGCAUAUAAAAGUGGAUGAAGCCUUCCAUUUUGAAAAAGGGAACACAAGUAGUUCAUUAGCCACCAGGAGGCAGCUCUGCCGUUGCAAAAAGAACUCUGUUUUCAACAGUUUAUAGGAAUUUAUAACAUCAGUCAACAUUUUCCUGAGGAGUUCAUGGUUUCAGUUGCCAAUUUCUGGUGUUCUUUAAUAGAGCAUGAUGUCACUUUUGUAAAUUGUGUUCCCAUUUACAGGAAAGCAGACGAUAAAGCACGGCACACUGACUGCUGGUAUCGCCCUACGGGUGCCUGGUUGCAGGUGACGUCUGUGAAUUUCCCGCUUUUAAAAACUGACGUGGUGCAAAUCAAAUCACUUGAGUCGAGGUUUGUUUGGCAACCGGAAGACUACGUCCACUUUUUUUUUAUAUACAGUCUAUGCCUGUAUACAGCCAACGUCUUUGUGUGAAGCUUCCAGGUUAUGGUGCUUAUUUGCCCCCAAACAACAGAUGAGUACAGCUGCAGAAACACACACAGUAACUGUGCAUCUCCAGAGUGUGUCUGCUCUGUUACUUUUCACGUGUCAGUACACUAAUGAAAUGACGUGAUUUGAAGCUGUUGUGUGAGCAAAGAUGACUGAACAAGGCCUCUUCUCACCCAUAGAAAGAAAGUUUCCUGAUAUCCCACCAGGCAGAAUGUUGCAUAUUGGACCCUUUUUAAAAGAAAAUCCCCUGAGUGCAGUAUGUCCCUUUUUAGAGCUGUUAUUUCAGUCAAGGCAGCAUUCAAUCAUCACAGUAAAACGUCUGAAAAUGUCAUGUUUUUUUUGUUUUUUUUAAGUGAUACCUUUCAAAGAAUAUUUACAAGUCGAGGCAUUUGCUCAGUUUUCUCUUUGUUUUGAACGUGUUACACUAAAAAUAUUUCAGAUUCCAUUCCCUCUAUCACAUCCCAUCACAAAAGCCCUACAUGUCAGUAUAUUAUUUAGCCUAUAACAAGAGGACCAAUUGAAAUCCUACAUUUAAACACCUCCAGGCACAUGUUGUGUGAGUUCAGAAGAUUUUAUUGAGUCUAUCCAGCUCUCAGGGUGAGCGUGGAGAUGACGGACAUCAGUUCAGCUCCCGAUGUUGUCGCUGACCUGAGGCUUUUUUUCUCUUCCUGGGCUAGAGUUUAUUUUCUACUGUCUACAUGUUUAUCUUUGCCUUGCACGCACAGACAGGAUAUGUACAAAACUACAUAAAGCAAAACAAAAAGUUAUGAAACAGAGUGUAAAUCCAUACCUAUACUUGUUAAUAAGGAUUAAAGAGCUAAUCGAGUUGUGUCAUAA